AUGGGUCGCACCUUGCCUGUCCCCGUAUCUUGUGAGGUGUGUGGGGACAAGAGUUAUGGCAAGCACUACGGUGUCUUCUGCUGCGACGGCUGCUCGUGUUUCUUCAAGAGGAGCAUUCGGAAAAAUAUCAACUACUCCUGCAUUGGUAAAGGAAAUUGUCUGAUUGACAAGGCCAGAAGAAACUGGUGCCCCCACUGCAGACUACAGAAGUGUUUUGCUGUCAGCAUGAAUAGAAAUGCCGUACAAGAGGAACGAGGUCCUAGGAAAAACAAAGGCACGAAAAAAAAUUCCGCAGCUCGGAGAAACAUCCUGCUAGAGACUCCCUCCCUCCCCUCCUCCUCGGCGAUGGCCUCCUUCCCCUCCCUGGACGUGCGCCCCUACCUGCCGCACCCCAUGGCGGCUCCCCUAACCUGGGGCUCUUACCUCAGCGCCUUCAGGCCAGUGACGCCCCGCCAGCACAGCCUGUUACCAUGGCAACCGACCGGAAGUUUUCCCAGCAUACUGUUCGGCGACUUCAGCUCUGACGUCAUCAAACUUCCGGCGAGUUCGCCAGAAAUAACGCAUAUCUCCGACCCAAGCGACCCGGAUGUGUUUUUUAAAUCCACCCUACAACAAGUCCUGUACGCAUCCCUCCGCCGGGCGCAGUACAACCACCUCUUCCGUCUGCUCCAUCCGCACGAUCAAUUAGUCCUGCUAGAGCUACACUGGGCGGGGCUGUUCACCCUGACGGCGUCCUAUUGGCCGGUUGACGUCUGCAAGCUAAUCGAUAAACAGAGGGAGAAGAUUGGAUCGAAGAAAGAGCCCGGAUGUCUUACAGUGUCACGAGUUGAGGAUGAUUUACAGAGAGUUGUCUCCGCAUGUCAGGCAGUUCAAGCCGAUCUGACAGAGUUACCGUUCCUUGAAACCAUCGCUCUCCUGCGCUGUGAGCAGAGAGAUCGGACUCUGGAACCGAGACGUGUCGACCUCCUCCAAGACCAGGCUCAGCUGGCACUAGCCCACUACUGCAGCUACAGCCAGCACCACCCGCCCCGCCACCACAGCUCGCCCAACCACCACCACCACCCACUCCCCCUGGGCGGCUGCAGCUGUAGCACCCCCCACGGCCAGCCCAGCUCCAGGUUCGGGAAGCUGCUCCUCCUGCUCCCAGUGUUGUCUACGGUGUGUGGGGGAGAGCUUGAGCGGGAUUUGUUCCCGGACCUGAACAUCAAGCGGUUGAUAAGGACCAUGUUUACAUAG
This is a messenger RNA of Physella acuta, 1236 nucleotides long. RefSeq names its product photoreceptor-specific nuclear receptor-like. The record is from RefSeq and is a predicted model, not a curated record. Gene Ontology annotation, biological process: regulation of DNA-templated transcription. Lineage: Eukaryota; Metazoa; Mollusca; Gastropoda; Physidae. Gene Ontology annotation, molecular function: sequence-specific DNA binding; DNA-binding transcription factor activity; zinc ion binding.